Messenger RNA from Hemicordylus capensis (graceful crag lizard), 7416 nucleotides. Its product is annotated as zinc finger protein 345-like. Gene Ontology annotation, biological process: regulation of DNA-templated transcription. The record is from RefSeq and is a predicted model, not a curated record. The transcript has 6 exons. Lineage: Eukaryota; Metazoa; Chordata; Lepidosauria; Squamata; Cordylidae. Bases 430 to 2847 code for a protein of 805 amino acids.
CCAGCCCCGGGAAUUCUCGCUCCCCCUCUUCUCUCCCCUGCCUGAUAGAUCCCCCCCAGUGGCCCCUCCCUUCUGCCUGGAGGACCGCUGGGCAAGGAAAGAGACUCGGGCUUCCUAGAGAGCCCGGUGAGACGGAAGGCUGGUUCUGCAAGCAGGCACUUCCCGUCCCGUCAGGCUUUUCUCGCCGUCGCCGGCAGCAGCACCAGCAGCUUUUUGGGAGAAGAAUCCGGGAGAAGUUGGAGUUUGAAUGUGAAUGAUAUGCUUGUCUGGAAACGACAAUAACUUUCAAAACCACCAGCAAACUGGCCUUGGCCUUGUGUGGCUCAGAGGUGGAUUCAUCACAUUCUUCUUGGCCUGGGAUGCAAAGUAGCAUUAGAGGAAGAGGAACUUUUGGAUGUGUUGGGAGCUUAAGCUGAGCUUAGAGAGACCAUGGAUGUGCCAAGCCCAGCAAAUAGUGGAUCAAGGAAGGGAACAGAAAAAGGCCCUCCAGCCAUCCAGUCUGGCAAUGAUAAGGGAUUCUGGGAAAGAACUGUGCAGAAGAUCCUGAGAGGAGACAGCAGCAGCUCAGAUGUCCAGGUCAGGAGAUUCAGACGGUUUGUCUACCAGGAAGCUGAGGGGCCCCGAGAGGUUUGCAGCCGACUCCACCACCUUUGCCAGCAGUGGCUGGAACCAGAGAGACACACAAAAGCUCAGAUGCUGGACCUGGUGAUCCUGGAGCAGUUCCUGACCAUCCUGCCCCCGGAGAUGGAGAGCUGGGUGAGAGAAUGCAGAGUGGAGACCAGUUCGCAGGCGGUGGCCCUGGCAGAAGGUUUCCUCCUGAGCCAGGCAGAGGAGAAGAGGCAGGAAGAGCAGCAGACAGAUGGGAUGUUAGCCCAAGCAGCCCCUGAGCUCCAAGAUUCCAAGAGGGCUCUGUUGGUGACCUGGCAGAAGCUGCUAUUCAGAGGGAUCGUGCAGGAGAAUGACGAAGGCACCAUUGCGCUGGGCAGUGAAAUGACGCUGGCGACUCCUCCUGGACCUUCUCCUCUUGGUGGUGGAGUGGAAACUGUUGCUGUGCUCUCACCAGAUCAGGAGUUUGUGAGCUUGGAGGAGGUGGCUGUGUGUUUCUCCGAAGAGGAGGAGGCUCUGCUGGAUCCAGGACAAAGGGCUCUGCACAGGGAAGUCCUGGAGGAGAUUUCUGGGCAUCUGGCUUUUGUGGGUGAUUGGAGGGAGGGAGAGAAACAGGCCGAUGGAGCGAGAAGGAGAACCGAAGGGAGCCAGACGUGGAGGCAGACUAGUGCUUCCGAAGGGCCAGAAUUGCAUUUCAUCCCAAUCCCAGGAGAAUGCCACAAGGGAAGCAGAAGGAAUAAGAUCCCUCAGGAUGUAGAAACCUUGACUAGUCAGCCACAUCUAAGCAGACAUCCAAUAAUCUGCACAGGAGAGAAACGCUAUACUUGCUCAGAGUGUGGAAUGAGCUUCAGUCAGAAGGAAGGACUUGGCCUCCAUCAAAGAAUCCACACAGGUAAGAAGCUGUUUAAAUGCUCAGAAUGUGGAAAGAGCUUCACUCGGCCUGUCAAACUUACUGUCCAUCAGAGAGUCCACACAGGAGAGAAACCCUAUACCUGCUCAGAAUGUGGAAAGCGGUUCAGUCAGAAGUCAAAUCUUACUAACCAUCAAAGAAUUCACACAAGAGAGAAACCAUAUACAUGCUCAGUGUGUGGAAAGAGCUUCAGUUGGAAGGCAAUGCUCACUUCCCAUCAAAAUGUCCACACAGGAGAGAAACUACAUAUCUGCGCUGAGUGUGGAAAGAGUUUUACUCGCUAUUAUGGUCUUAUUUCCCAUCAAAGAGUCCACACAGGAGAGAAACCAUAUACCUGCUCAGAGUGUGGAAGGAGCUUCAGUCAGAAGGAAGGCCUUACUCUUCAUCAAAGAAUCCAUACAGGUGAGAAGCCUUUUAAAUGCUUAGACUGUGGAAAGAGCUUCACUCGGGGUGUCAGGCUUACUGUCCAUUAUCGAGUCCACACAGGAGAGAAACCUUAUAUAUGCUCAGAGUGUGGAAAGCGGUUCCGUCAGAAGUCACAGCUUACUAACCAUCAAAGAAUCCACACAGGGGAGACUCCAUAUACCUGCUCAGAGUGUGGGAAGAGCUUCAGGCAGAAGGGAAAAUUUACUAACCAUCAAAGAAUCCACACAGGAGAGGAACCACAUACCUGCUCAGAGUGUGGAAAGAGCUUCAAUGAUAAGUCAAAACUUACUGUCCAUCAAAGAGUCCACACAGGAGAGAAACCAUAUUCCUGCUCAGAGUGUGGAAAGAGCUUCAGUCAGAAGUUACGCCUUACUAACCAUCAAAGAAUCCACACUGGGGAGAAACCAUAUACCUGCUCUGAGUGUGGAAAGCGGUUCAGUCAGAAGUCACAGCUUACUAACCAUGAAAGAAUCCACACAGGAGAGAAACCACAUACCUGCUCAGAGUGUGGAAAGCGGUUCAGUCAGAAGUCAAAGCUUACUAACCAUCAAAGAAUCCACACAGGGGAGAAACCCUAUACCUGCUCAGAGUGUGGAAAGAGCUUCAAUGAUAAGUCAGGACUUAUUGUCCAUCAAAGAGUCCACACAGGAGAGAAACCAUAUUCCUGCUCAGAGUGUGGAAGAAGCUUCAGUCAGAAGGAAGGACUUACUGUCCAUCAAAGAAUCCACACAGGGGAGAAGCCGUUUAAGUGCUCUGAAUGUGGAAAGAGCUUCAGUCAGAAGGCAACACUUCUUUCCCAUUAUAGAGUCCACACAGGAGAGAAACCCUAUACCUGCUCAAUGUGUGGAAAGAGCUAUAGUCACAACCGAAACCUUAUAUUGCAUCAAAGAAUCCACACAGUUUAGAGGCCUUUUAAAUGCCCCAAAUGAGGAAAAUGUUUUACUCAAGUUUUUAGGCGUACUGUUCAUCACAGAAUCUUUACAGGAGAGAAACCAUAUAGCUGCUUAAGGUGGAGCAAAAAUCUCACAUUGCCUCAAAGACUCCACACAGGUAAAAAGUGGACCAGCUGCUGGACUGGUUCCUAGACAUUCAAAGUGUCAACAAAAUGUGGUGACCAACAGUGAAGUCCCCAUUUCAGCAAACGAAUGUUAUUGCCCUUUUGAACACACUGAGAUGGGAGGGGGGAGUUAGAAGAGUGUCUCUACACAGAUUUAUGUGAUGAAGGCCAGAGGCAUGAGAUGUUCCAUUCCUUCUACCUUUGGUGCUUAAGUUUUGAUUGGGCUAAUUAGGCUGUGCUUGCUAGCUUUGAAACCAACUAGAGAGCUGGAUUCUUUUUUCUUGAAUUGGGCUUGUACACCUAGGCAAAUACAGGCACCGUGUUAAUUUUCACUCCAUUUGACAGUCCCACUUUUUGUGGGCUUUGAAUGCUUUGAUUUUUUUUUAUCUGAAGAAGAUUGGAGGAGGUGAUCUUUGACUCUUUAUCAUCUCGCCUACUUUGUUGGACGGCUGGGAGUCUUUUUGCCGCCUCCCCACCCCCCCCCCUUGGCUUUCUGGCUGGAACAACUCAGACCACCACAGUCCUGCUGCCUGACUGGGAGCCUCCCUUCCUCCAAGUGCCUGAACUUUACCACCUGCAGGCACUGAUUGAUUACAUCAGCCUUGCCCAGAGUCCUUCUUGAGUGUCACGCCCUCGAUCUCCGACAGCGAGGAGGAAGGGGAAGCUGUCAACUUUCCAGCCAAUUCAGGAGUGUCUGAGGGUCAGAGCCCGGCUGUCAGUGUUCAUGAAACGGCUGUGGUAGAUCUAGCUAAUGAUUCAGAGCAGGCACAACAACCUGAGACAGCAGAAAUCGUGAAGGACCAAUCCGAAGAGGAGCUAUGCAAUCAACCCCCACUGACUCCACAACAGUGGCAUAUUACGAGACGCAGGACACAAUUAGAGACUAUUAGGAGGAGCAAACGCCUCUUGCAGAGGGCUGAUAAGCCUUGAAUUCCUGCAAGCUGGGAGCUCUCGGCUUACACUAUAAAUCACGUCACCAGCUUUCUACUCACUGCUGAAAAGCAACAUUCGUCAACUUCUGUGACGACAGCGUGCAGCCAAGUCUGGUCAAGACAAACUUUCCGAGCCGUAUCCAGUUGCAGCAGCUCCGUUUUGUCCCGUGAUCUUCCCUGGCAGUUGGCCAGACCUUGACAGUGAGAGGAAGGACUCUGGAGGCUUUUUAAGGAAGGGGGCUGUGGCAGGUGGCAUGGCCAGCCUGCAGGUGGGCGCCAAAGCCAGCCGCCCAAGGGGACCGGCUUUUGAUGUAGGGCUGAGGGUUGGACUACAUUAUAUUUAGUUUGGCUGUUUGAGGAGUUGCAGCAGUAAGUGUGCCAACUGUUACUGAGAAUGGCUCGAAGUAAUGUGUCUGGGUUUGUCUGGAGUUGGGGAGACAGGGGGUGCCUUCGUUGAAUGUGCGGCAGCUAUUCCGGUGGUGGUGAGGAAUAGAAGAAGUAAUGUUGGCAGGUCUGCAGGCCGUUCCAAGGGAAGAAUAGACAGAAAUUUAAUUGGUGUCUCCCCCUCCCGCUGUCCUGCAGGCUUUGUGACUUCAGGGAGCACUGCCAACAACCCACAUAGUCUUACCUGGCUCCUCUGCAGUGCCAGGUCAGUCCAAAAUAAACCCAAACUCUUGAUAAUGGAUGAAGAGGCCGACCUGAUGUGCAUCACCAAGACGUGGUUGGGGGAGGCUGGUGGCCCAUUCUGGUCCCAGCUUCUUCCUCCAGGGUAUUCUGCAGAGAAGUAGGUGAGGGAAUGUGGACGGGGAGGCAGAGUGACUGUGGUCUAUAAGGAUAACAUCUCCCUUACCAGGGUCCCUAUUGGGGUAUCAGACCAUAUUGAAUGUGUAUACUUACGUUUGGGGACCAGGGAUAGAUUGGGACUUCUGUUGGUGUACCGAUCGCCCCACUGCCCAGCGGAAUCCCUUACGAGCUCACGGACUUGGUCGCGGAACUCACGUUGGAUCUCCCAGACUUUUGGUGCUGGGGGACUUUAAUGUUCAUUUUGGGACCAAUUUGUCCAGGGCAGCUCAGGAGUUCAUAGCGGCCAUGACAACUAUGGGCUUAUCCCAAGUGGUCUCUGGACCGAUACAUAUUGCAGGUCACACACUUGAUUUGGUCUUUUACUCUGAUCAGGGUGGUGUUCUGUGGGCGGGGACUCCUGUGAUUUCCCCAUUGUCAUGGACAGACCACCAUCUUGGAAUUACAACCACUUUCCACUUCCGCAGGGAUGAGGGGCCUAUUAGAAUGGUCUGCCCGGAGAGGUUAUUGGACCCUAUAGGAUUCCAAGAAGCCUUGGAGUGAUUUAAGGUUGGCUUUGCCGGUGAUCCUGUUGAUGCCCUGGUGGAGAACUAGAACAACAUGCUCACCAGGGCAGUAGACAUGAUUGCUCCUUGGCGUUCCUUCUGACCCACUUCAAAACUGACCCCUUGGUAUACUGAAGAUCUGCAGUGGCAGAAGCAGCAAGGUAGGUGACUGGAGCACAAGUGGAGAAAGUCUUGACUCAAAUUCGACAGAUUAUGACAUAGAGCACAUCUAAAGAUAUAUGCUCAGGCAAUAAGUGCAGCAAAGAAGCGGUUCUUUUCUGCCCAUAUUGCAUAUUGCAUCUGCAUACUGCAUCUGCAAGUUCACAUCCAGCGGAGUUAUUUAGGGUUGUGAGGGGGCUAGUAUGCGCCCUCCCCUUCCUUGAAUCAGAAAUUUGAGCCAUCAGUUACCCGCUGUGAUGUGUUUAAAGAAUUUUUUGCAGAUAAAAUCUCUCAGAUUCGGGCCAACCUAGAUAGAAACUCCACAAUUAAUUCGAUGUCUGAAUUGGAGGUGUCCAGCAACUCCUCUUAUCUGGUUUGCCUAGAUCAGUUUCAAUUUGUGACUGCUGAGGAUGUGGACAAGCUGCUUGGAACAGUGAGGCCUACCACUUGUUCUCUUGACCCUUGUCCGACAUGGCUUGUUCUGUCUAGCAGGGAGGCUGUUGUAAAUCAUAAAUGCCUCUCUGAGGGAGGGCAGGAUGCCUCCUUGUCUUAAGGAGGCAAUUAUUAGACAUCUUCUAAAGAAGCCUGCAUUAGACCCCUCGGGGUUCAGCAACUAUAGGCCUGUCUCCAACCUUCCAUGGCUGGGCAAGGUAAUUGAGAGGGUGGUGGCCUCUCAGCUCCAGGCAGUCUUGGAGGAAACUGAUUAUCUAGACCCAUUUCAAACUGGCUUUCAGGUGGGCUACAGGGUGGAGACUGCCUUAGUCGGCCUGAUGGAUGAUCUCCAAUUGGGAAUUGACAGAGGGAGUGUGACUCUGUUGGUCCUUCUGGACCUCUUGGUGGCUUUGGAUACUAUCAACCAUGGUAUCUUUCUGAAACGUCUGAGAAUGUUAGAGGUGGGAGGCACUGUUCUACAGUGGUUCCGCUCCUACCUCUUGGACAGAUUCCAGAUGGUGUUGAUUGGAGACUGUUGCUGUUUGAAAUCUGAGCUUAAGUAUGGUGUCCCUCAGGGCUCCAUACUCUCUUCAGUGCUCUUUAACAUCUACAUGAAACCGCUGGGAGAGAUCAUCAGGGGAUUUGGAGUGGGGUGUUAUCGGUAUGCUGAUGACACCCAGAUCUAUUUCUCCAUGUCAACUUCUUCAGGAGAUGGCAUAACUUCCCUAAAUGCCUGCCUGGAAGCAGUAAUGGGCUGGAUGAGGGAGAAUAAACUGAGACUGAAUCCAAAUAAGAUGGAGGUACUUAUUGUACGGGGCCAGAACUCCAGAGACUAUUUUGAUCUCCCUGUUCUACAUGGGGUCACACUUCCCCAAAAGGAAUAGGUUCGCAAUCUGGGAGUACUUCUGGAUCCACACCUCUCAGGAUCCACACCUCUCAACCUCUCAGGUUGAGGCGGUGGCCAAAAGGGCUUUCUGUCAGCUUCAGCUGAUAUGCCAACUACAUCCGACUUCAAAACAGUGUUGGUAACCUCCAUACUUGACUUCUGUAAUGUGCUCUAUGUGGGGUUGCCUUUGUGCUAUAAAGUUGUACGAAGAGAGUUUGGUCAGUUUAUUCAAGUUGAUGUGAUAAAGAUUAAGUGUCAGGCUUCGGCAGCAGCUUUAUGAAUUGUUGCACUCAUUGGGUAAUUAUCUUUGAUGUUUAUACAGUAUAUGUAGUUUGUAUUAUUUUGUAUAAAAUAUUUUCUUUAAGGUGUGGUUUGUGCUUUGUAGCAAUUCACAUUUACAAGGACUUUUUCAAACUCCCCUGGAGGAAUUUAAGAACUUUUGGAAAUAAUUCACACUCCUUUGGAGGAAUUGGAGAAAGGCGUUUGGAGGAAGUAAUGAAGAAUUCCAUACACCAGGGAGAAAUGAUUUAUAUUUAGUAGCUGUGAAGUUUAUCACGAUUGUAUUACAUUGUUCAUUUACUUCUGAUGAAGCUUAUUGUGAAACAAGGAUAGAUAAAUCUUGUCAAAAAUGAAGUGAUUAAUGAAGUGAUAUUUGAUAUGUA